AUUAUUUGCGGAGGUAAUUGACAUAUGUGUACGUCUUUUUGCUUUCAGGAUAGGUCUGUCUUGUCAUGGGAAUGACAGAAUGGGACUGGACCUGUACGGAGUGUCGGGCGCCUACUCUUACAGCUGUGACAUCACCACUCUGUCUCGGUGUCAGGAGAGAGCCAGAGAAGGGGAAGAGGUCGUCAAGUUUACCCUGGGGAAGACGUGCCAAGAAUCUGGCUGUGGUGAGCCGUGUGGCUGUCGCCAUGGCAAUAAGACCUUCUCCAUAUAUGAGCAGUUCCAGCUCGGCUGCCAGACGUGUUCAUGUACAGAGAAGGGCGUCAUCCUGUGUGUCUGCGACUUUGCUGUAAAGAGGAAAGAAAUCAGGGAAAUGUCCCGUGAUGAACUGGACAGAUACCAGUCCGCUGUGAGACGACUGACUCAAAACACGGGAUAUCCCUCUCAGUGGUUUGAGUUUGCCUCAGUUUACGCCUCGUACAAACCACAGGCAGCUGGCAGUCCCCUCUUCCUUCCAUGGAACAGGCAGUUCUUGAGAAACAUGGAACAAGCCAUUCAGAACAUUGACUGCGGUGUGGCGAUCCCGUACUAUGAUUGGACAGUGGAUGCAGGAAAACCCCACCAGUCUUCCAUCUGGGCAGCAAAUGUGAUGGGAGGGAACGGAGGGGAGCAGGACUGUGUGAGAUACCACCCGUUCAAGUCCUACCACCCACCGUACUUGAGUCCCUGCCUGCGGAGGAGAUUCAACACUUCUGUCAGCCUGCCCUCCGUCGUGAAUGUGGAACUGGCUUUGAGGGAACCGUCCUACGAUCGCUUCAGGCUGCAGGUGGAAAUAUUUGCUCGGGUGUACCAGAGUUUUGUUGGGGGUCACAUGGCCUCAGAUUUUGCACCUUACGACCCGUUGUUCUACUCCCUGAUGGCCACGGUCGACAAGCUGUGGACUGAUUGGCAGGAUAGACACAAAGAGGGAAUGUUGUCUUUCCCACUUGAUUAUCGAUACGUCAGGCUCGACCCUUUUAAGACAACUCCUGAUGAUGUGUUUGACUCCCGUAUUCAGCUCUGUGUGGAUUAUUUCCCCCUUACAGAGGGUGUACCGUGCAAUAUUACAGAGGUUCGGACAUAUGGAUACAACUCUCAAGGAUAUGACCGUCAUGGCUUUAACAGAGAAGGUUAUGACAGAGAUGGAUAUAACAUUCGCGGAUAUGAUGUUUCAGGGAAUUUGGAUGACCGGAACAUCUAUAACAUUGAUGGCUAUGACAGAGAAGGAUUCAAUCGCAGUGGGUUUGAUGAUUCAGGUAUAGACAGAUUUGGAUUUUUCACAGAUACCUACAACUUGGAUGAGUUUGAUCCCCUAGGUUUUGAUCGAUCUGGGUACAAUCGCUAUGGAUAUAACCAACAGGGCUUCACACCAUACGGCCUUCAUGCUAACGGAUCUUAUUUACCAAACAUCAAUAUUGAAGAUUUGAACAUCUUUGACCCCUAUGGUUACAACAAAUAUGGAUAUGACAAACAAGGGUUUGAUCGAAAUGGAUUUGAUGUUUUUGGAUUCGACCGGAGAGGGUUUGACAAUCGUAUUUGCAACUACUAUUAUAUAGGUCCUAUUCAUAUACUGGUUAAACGGUAUAUUGCAAAGACCAUCAAAGACAUGAAUGUCACAAUUCUCACCAAAGUGAAACGAGUAUGCCCAGAGUUGUCCUCCCUUCCCGUGCAAACGCGAAGACAGCAGUGGUUGAACCGAGGCGGGCAGAGAUCUCAGAUUGACGACGUUCACCGGUACCAAGUUGAAGGUCAUACUGUGGACACCAUGUUUAUGCCGCGGGAGACCAGUGUCACCACAGAUCUUGUCUGGCUUCCCAUUGCCCCUGAUGAAAGGUAACGUUUAAUUGCGCUAACAAUAAUAACAU
Aplysia californica (California sea hare) is the source of this 1901-nucleotide messenger RNA. RefSeq lists its product as uncharacterized. The coding region runs from base 80 to 1873 and encodes 597 amino acids. The transcript is spliced from 3 exons. NCBI's taxonomy places the organism in Eukaryota, Metazoa, Mollusca, Gastropoda, Aplysiida, Aplysiidae. The record is from RefSeq and is a predicted model, not a curated record. Gene Ontology annotation, molecular function: oxidoreductase activity.